Rhagoletis zephyria (snowberry fruit fly) is the source of this 379-nucleotide messenger RNA. RefSeq lists its product as uncharacterized. Gene Ontology annotation, biological process: anatomical structure morphogenesis. Lineage: Eukaryota; Metazoa; Arthropoda; Insecta; Diptera; Tephritidae. The record is from RefSeq and is a predicted model, not a curated record.
UUAUGUUCUCUCGGCGCCAACUAAAUUACUUGACACGCUGCCCGGCAUACUGAUGCUGACUGAUUGCUUAGAGGCAUGCCAGGUGAACGAAUCAUGCAGUGCAGUUAAUUACGAGACCGGUCUCUGUGUUUUAUUCAAAACUACCGCUGAUAUAUUGCCAGGUUCACUUUCGCGUUCACAGUUUCCAGUUUUCACCAUUUACGCACAGAAAUCCUGUUUGGGUGUGCGUCCUUGCUCGAAGGCCUGGUGCAUCGAUCGCGUUCAAGGUUAUCGCCUGGUGGAUCAUGUCAAGUCGAGCCAGACUGUCUAUACGCGCCGUGACUGCUUGGAAUUGUGCUUGGGCGAAACCGAAUUUACGUGCAGAUCCGCCAAUUUAUAA